GCUGGACACUACAGAAAUAAGUUAUGAUACUUAGAAGUUAAGUGUGCAACCGUCGUGAAAAACUACAUGCAGCAGUGAUAUAGUUAUUAAUAACUAUUCGCCCGCUAAGCGAACUUACUUUCAGCUGAGCAUCCUUAUAAAACCAUGAACCAUAUUAUAAAAUCAUAAAAAGUCAGGUCAAUCAAGGAUUGCUGCAGGUAUUAGAGAAAAUAAGUUCUGAAUUAAACAUACAACGGACAAGAUAAAAUCAAGGAUGAGAACUCUAAUUAAACUGAUAUGCUUUGGAGUUGUUCUCCUCAAAUUAGGCGUUAUUACCAAAGCAACCAAUAAUACAGCUGAUACAAAUGGCACUCGCGAUCGUAAAGUGAAAUUAACGUUCACGCCUGGAAGGAUAACACGCCUUCCUACAAAAAGCAGUAUUAGUGUUUGCGUCAACUUCACUAUUUUGGAUAAUAAUAGAUACCAAUUAAAAAUCAAAGAGAAGAUCCCACAAAACACGCCUCAAGUUGCAGGCUUAGAAGGAAAUGAUACAUUUAUAAUUUCCCAUAACCCAGAAAAUGGCGACAAUUCCCAUAAUAUAACUUUCAUGGUUAGGGGAUUAUUUCUAGGGCAUACUGAAUUCUAUAUAUCAACCGAACUUGUAAGAAGCAAAUUGGAGGUCAAUAUCAUUGACAUUGACCUGAAUACGACUUAUGGUGUGACGCCCGAAGGUCAUCGGGAAAUCAAUAACGACGAGGUCGUUCCCAUGGUUACAACGUUUGACAUCUCAGUGGUUCGUGAAGUGCGGAUCCUCGAUACUGCAUUCACUGUAGCUAUUAAUGUCUUGGUGAUCGCUUCCUACCUGUCUAUGGGGUGCAAGGUUGAGGUCCCUGUUAUUAAGGAGGUCUUGAAGAAACCUAUUGCUCCAACCAUCGGGUUCUUGUCGCAAUACGGCUUCAUGCCAUUGAUUGCAUUUUCCGUAGCUAAACUACUGAAGAUUGACAACAACCUCGCCCUUGGGUUCUUUGCAAUGGGUGUAGCACCUGGUGGAGGAAUGAGCAAUGUUUAUACGUACCUCCUUGACGGUGACCUCAGCCUCAGUGUGACGAUGACUUUGAUAAGUACACUGGCCUCUCUAGGGAUGAUACCGUUUUGGAUAUACACUCUUGGGAGACAGUUCGUUGACGAGGACCAAGGUGUCGGUAUUCCUUUCGCUAACAUUAUGAUAACGCUCGCCAUUAUUGUUAUCCCGACCCUCGUUGGCAUGUUUAUUAGCUACAAGAAGCCAAAAUGGGCAAAGUUGAUCUCAAAAAUAAUAAAACCUCUUUUUAUCUUCGUGAUCAUUUUUGCGUUUAGUGUAGGAAUAUAUGCCAACUUGUACAUCUUCUCCUUCUUUACAUUCAAAAUUAUCCUAGCGGGUUGUCUCCUGCCUUAUUGCGGAUUCAUCAUUGGGGGUCUCAUGGGGUUGGUAUCUAGGCAACCGCGAAAUCGUAUUUUGACUAUUGCUAUGGAAACAGGGAUACAGAACACGGGCGUUCCUGUUUUGAUGAUGAGGUUUUCUCUAAUGAAUCCUGAUAGCGAUCUAGCACUCAUCGGUCCGAUCGCCGCCACCAUUUUCACGCCAAUACCUCUAUGGAUUGCGAUCGUCGUGUACGAGGUGUAUAAGCGAUGCUGCAAGAAGGAUACCAAAGAGGAACUGGACGAGGAUAACAACAAAGUUAACGUUCCGAAUGACUACAUAAGAGUUACAUCUAUUGAUAGCAAGGCGUCUGAGCCUAUCUGAACAUACAACUUUCUAUAUAAACAAUUGUCCUGUCUUAACGUUAAUAUUACAUGUGAACAUGUUAUCUACAUGUUAGGUUAUGUUAUUUUAUUUACCAUCUUAAAGAUGAGUACAUAUACAUAAAUAGUA
Owenia fusiformis is the source of this 1891-nucleotide messenger RNA. Lineage: Eukaryota; Metazoa; Annelida; Polychaeta; Sabellida; Oweniidae. The record is from the annotation of a GenBank genome assembly.